Thunnus maccoyii (southern bluefin tuna) is the source of this 7147-nucleotide messenger RNA. RefSeq names its product sodium channel protein type 4 subunit alpha B-like. Bases 286 to 5175 code for a protein of 1629 amino acids. Gene Ontology annotation, biological process: neuronal action potential; sodium ion transmembrane transport; membrane depolarization during action potential. Gene Ontology annotation, molecular function: voltage-gated sodium channel activity. Gene Ontology annotation, cellular component: voltage-gated sodium channel complex; axon; plasma membrane. The transcript has 31 exons. NCBI's taxonomy places the organism in Eukaryota, Metazoa, Chordata, Actinopteri, Scombriformes, Scombridae. The record is from RefSeq and is a predicted model, not a curated record.
AGCUGCUUUCGGACAACGUUACAGAUGCCCGUUCCCAUAACGACAGACAUAGAGCAGGGAGGAGCAAACAUAACUGACACUGAUCUCUAAUGUGGUGACCCAACCCUGUAUCUGUAUAGCUCUUGAUGAUUAAAUUAAACUUUGCAGAGCGUGCAGUGAAGUAAGACAAGAAACACCGGAUGACUGCAGACUAUAGAGACAGACAGACAGAGACAAACAGGAAGUAGGGAAACAGAUGAAACGGGUGUGAACAAGUGGAUGCAAAGGACAUAGAGACCUGCAGCCAUGACGAGCAGAAAAAAAUCAUUUUUUGAGUUUUGGAGGAGCAAGGAGGAGAGACGAGCGCUUUUGCAGAGAACUGAUAAGCUGAAGCUUUCUCCCUCACAGCUGAGUCGGUUGCUAGGUGACAGUGGAGUACGGGCAGAGCUGCAGAAUGCAAGGUUCGCACCUCUGCUGCCCCCUGUUGGUACAGAGGUCUUCAGACGCUUCACACCGGCCUCGCUGGAGGAGAUCAAAAAAGAGAGGAGGAAGGACAAAGAGGUAUCUGAGGAAGACCUGCUUAAACCAACCAGUGACCUGGAGGCCGGGAAGCCCCUCCCAUUCUUCUAUGGGGAUCCGCCCACCGAGCUUCUCAACACCCCAUUGGAGGAUCUGGACCCCUUCUACCAAUCACAGAAGACGUUCAUCGUGCUCAGUAAAGGAAACAUCAUCCACAGGUUUAACGCUGAUCCGUCCUGUUACCAGCUGAGUCCGUUCAGCCUGCUGAGGACCGGCGCCAUCAAGAUCCUCAUUCACUCUUUAUUCAGUUUGUUCAUCAUGUUGACGGUUUUGAUCAACUGUGCGAUGAUGAUGAUGGCUGUUUCUCCAGAGUGGAGCGAGAUUGCUGAAUACGUGUUUAUAGCCAUCUACGUGUUUGAAGCCAUCAUCAAAAUUGUGGCCAGAGGCUUCUGUGUGGGGAAUUUCACCUUCCUCAGAGAUCCAUGGAACAGUCUGGACGUCGUCAUCAUCAUCACAGCAUGUCUGACAGUGUUUGUUGAUUUGGGAAGCAUUUCUGUGCUAAGAUUCCUGAAGAUCAUGGCAAUCACCCCCGGUUUGAGGACGACUGUCGGCACUCUUGUCCAAUCAGUGAAGAGGCUGGCUAAUGUCAUCAUCGUGACAGUGUUCUUCCUCAGCGUCUUUGCUGCGAUUGGUCUGCAGUUAUUCAUGGGAAACCUGAGGCAGAAAUGUGUCAUUAACCUGUUUGGCAACAUGAGCACUAACGGUUCUGAUUUCCAGGAGUUCACCAACAAUCCUGAGUACCAGUACUUCGAGCCUAAUCAUUAUGAUGCUCUUCUAUGUGGAAACAGCUCUUUUAGCAGGUCCUGUCCAGAGGGUUUCACCUGUCUGAAGGCAGGAAGAAACCCAAAUUAUGGAUUCACCAACUAUGACUCAUUUAGUUGGGCCUUCCUGGCUAUGUUUAGACUGAUGACCCAGGACUACUGGGAGGACCUCGCCCAUCAGAUUAUGGCUGUAGGAGGUAAAAUCUACUUGAUCUAUUUGGUGGUCGUCCUCUUCCUUGGCUCCUUCUACCUGCUCAGCCUCUUUAUGGCGACGAUUGCCAUGGCGACGGCUGAGCAUAGUGAGGCCAGUGUCGCCGAGGCCAAGCGGAGAGAAGAAGAGAUUACUGAGAUCCUGCAGGCGCUGAAGAAGUGUGAGGAGGAUGAGAGUGAGGUCUCUGACAAAAAAGAUUCUCCACCACAGAGGAAAAAUUCGGCUGCAGAAAUAAAGAACCACAAGCAAGAACACGCUGCUAUAGAAGGGUUUAAAGAGGAACACAGGUCGUGUCCUCCAUGUUGUUUUUCCUUUGUCGAUCACUUCCUGAAGUGGAACUGUUGUGGCUGUUGGCGGUGGCUCAAACAGCGGCUCUACACCUUCGUCAUGGACCCGUUUUUUGACCUUGGUAUCAUCAUCUGCCUCAUCAUCAACAUCAUCUUCUUGUCCAUGGAGCAUUACCCGAUGAUGGUGGAGUUUUAUCACGUGCUGAGCAUCGGACAUCUGGUCUUCACAGCGAUCUUCACUGUUGAGAUGAUCCUCAAAAUUAUUGCCUUGGAUCCGUACGGUUACUUCCAGGUGGGCUGGAACAUCUUUGACAGCAUCAUCGUCAUUGUGAGUCUGGCGGAGCUGAUAUUGGUUGACGUUGCGGGUCUUUAUAUGCUGUGCUCCGUCAUAUUGAUGCGAGUGAUACGACUGGCCAAGUGGUGGCCGAGCUUCAACAUGUUGCUGCGGAUCAUGAGGAACUCAGUGGGGGCUCUGAGGAACCUGACUCUGGUUCUUGUCAUCAUGGUCGUCUUCUUCUCCGUGGCCGGCAUGCAGCUGUUCAGGAGGAGCUACACUGAUUGCGUCUGCCGCAUCUCUACUGACUGCAGUCUUCCUCGCUGGCACAUGGCAGACCUCUUCCACGCCUUCCUCGUUGUCUUCAGGAUCCUGUGUGGAGAGUGGAUCGAGACCAUGUGGGACUGCAUGGAGGUCUCAGGUCAGACCACGUGUCUGAUCUUCUUCAUCAUGGUCCUGGUCAUUGGAAAGCUUUUGGUCCUGAGUCUGUUCAUGGCCUUGUUGCUAGCUAAUGUGGCAGCUCCAGACAAAGAAGAAGGAGGAAAUAAACAACGGGUCAUCAUAAACCGCAUCAGGAGGGCUCUGAACUGUGGCCACGGCACGGAAAGGACCGGACCUGAAAAGGUUAAGAACGAGGAAGACAACAAGAAGGAGUACCUGGCUUUGACCUUGGUGACCUCAGACCAGCCGGUGUCAGAGUGUGACGAUGUGCCGAAAGUUCAGAAGAAGAAAGACAAUAAAAAUCAUGAUGGAAAUACACCUGAGAACUGCUGCUGUGACAAGUGUUACCAAUGCUGUUCGUUCCUGGACAUAGACACGUCCCGGGGCAAAUGGAGGGUCUGGACUAACUUCAGGAGAUGCUGUCUAUCCAUCGUAGAACACAGUUUCUUUGAGGCGUUCAUCAUCGUCAUCGUUCUGCUGAGCUGUAUAGCUCUGGUGUACAACAACAUCCUUCUGGAGAACCAUCAGGUCAUGAAGGUGGUGCUGAACUACGCAGAAUUAGUGUUCGCCUGUGUGUUCGUGGUGGAGAUGAUUCUCAAGAUGGUCGCCUUCGGAUUCAAGAGAUACUUCACCAACAAAUGGUGCUGGGUCGAGUUCGCUGUUGUAAUCGUGUCCCUGAUAUCUGUGACAAGCAGCAUGCUGGGAUACGCCAGCCUGACAUCCAUCAAGUGUGUGAGGGCUCUGAGGACCGUGUCAUUCUUCGCGGGCACGAGGGUGGUGGUGGACGUCCUGCUCUCCAUCAUCCCGUCCCUCCUUGACAUGCUGUUGGUCGUUCUGGUCGCCUGGUUGAUCUUCAGCAUCCUUGGAGUGAAUCUGUUUGCAGGAAAGUUUUAUUACUGUUAUAAUGAGACAUCUGAGGAGAUAAUCCCCCCUGAGUGGAUUAACAACUACACUGAGUGCUAUAUGUUGAUAGAGGAAGGCUACACUGAGCUCAGAUGGAGGAACCAAGUGUUUAACUAUGACAACGUGAACGCCGGAUAUCUGUCGCUGCUACAGGUUACAUUUAAAGGCGCUAUGGACAUCAUGUACGCAGCUGUGGACUCCACAGAGGUGGAAUCUCAGCCAGGGUACGAAAAAAACCUGUACAUGUACCUGUACUUCAUCGGCUUCAUCAUUACCUCCUUCUUCGUCUUCAACUUCUUCAUCAGAGGCUUCAUCAACACGAUCAACCAGCUGAGACACAAGUUUGGAGGGAAACAUGUUUUCUUAACGGAGGGACAGAAGAACCUUUACAGGAUCAAGAAAAAACGAUUUUUCAACAACAAACCUCAGACACCUGUUCCACGACCUCAGAAUAAGGUCCAGGCUUGCGUCUUCGACCUGGUGAUCAGACCUUGUUUCGAGAUCUUCAUGUUUGUGAUAAUCUGCAUCAGCGUGGUGGCUCUGAUGGUGGAGACCGACGACCAGAACAUGGAGAAACCGUUGAUCCUGUAUUGGAUCCAGUUCAUCUUGAUCGUAAUCUUCACCAUAGAGAGCAUUCUGAAGAUCAUCGCUUUCGGGCGGCGCUACUUCAAAGACGCCUGGAACAUCUUGGACUUUGUGCUCGUCAUCGGGUCCAUCGUAGGCCUCUUCUUAGCUGACGCCAUGGAACAUUAUUUGGGAACACCCGCUCUGUUUUCUGUGAUCCGAUUGGUUCGUGUCUUGCGUAUCCUCCCUCUCAUCCCUGGAACUGAGGGGAUCCGGUCGCUGUUCGGGGCUCUGGUGAUGGCACUUCCUGCCCUCUUCAACAUUGGCCUCCUCCUCUUCAUCAUCAUGUUCACCUUCUCCGUCUUCGGCAUGUCAAACUUCGCCUACGUGAAGAAGGCGGCCAUGAUAGACGACCUGAUUAACUUUGAGAUGAUUUGGAGCAGCAUGACGUGUAUGUUCAUCAUCACCACGGGGACUGGAUGGGGCGGUCUGCUCUAUCCCAUCAUGGUCAGGCCUCCAGACUGCGACCCAGGUAUCGAAAACCCGGGAACCUCGGUCAGAGGUAACUGUGGCAAUCCGACGCUGGGGGUCGUCUUCUUCAGCUCCUACACCGCCAUCUCCUUGCUGCUGGUGGUCAGCAUGUACAUCGCCAUCAUCCUGGAGAUCUUUGACAUGAACGCAGAGGACAGCAGCGAGCCUCUGAGUGAGGACGACCUCCAGAUGUUUUAUAACACCUGGAAGACGUUCGACCCCGAUGAUUCACAGUGCAUACAGUACAGUAAGCUGUCAGAGUUCUGCGACACUCUGAAGGAUCCUCUGAGGAUUCCCAAACCAAACACCAUGAAACUGAUCCACAUGGAUCUGCCUCUGCUCCCUGGAGACAAGAUCUACUACCUGGACAUCCUGCCAGCCCUCACAGCCCAGGUGUUUGGUGAUUCAGGACAGGUGGACGCUCUCAAAGCCAACAUGGAGGAAAAGUUCAAGGCCAAAAACACGUCCCAGGUGUCGUAUGAACCCAUCAGCAGCACCCUGCGCAGGAAACGGGAAGAGGUGGCGGCGGCGGUCAUCCAGAGAGCGUACAGGAAAUGGAGGCUGGCGACCAGAGAAGGGACAGAGGGACAAAUCAGUCAGCUGAACGGAGACGGCAAAGAGACGGAGAUCGAGCCCGCCAGAUGAGAACCUGAGGGAGUCUAUCUUCUGAUGUCUAACAUGUUUCACUCUCCUGUUUCCUCCUCGCCUGACUCACCUGUCUGUCGCUUCAGCGAUCGGACAGAUAACUGAUCGAUGGAUUGAUCCUAAACAUCAAUGACUCUGACGAUUCAUACAGUACAGGUAGUCCAGAGUCUGUUUACACUGAUCACCUCAUAGCUCUGUAUACCUUCUUAAAAUAUCCACAGAUACAUAUCAGUGCACAUAUUGCAGAGUAGUAGUAGUAGGGCAACAGCCAAUCAUGUUUCAGUCUUUCAUGUAAUCUUUGGUAAUAACUGCGCACUCAGACUUUUGUUCCCUGACUUCAGUCUUUAAGGCAGACAUAAGUAGCCCUGUAAAACAACACCAAGUCUGUGGAGAAGCGCUGUCUGGAGGAGUUUUCCCUCCAUAACGCGCUCCAUAACUUCAUGAGGAGAUGGAACAGACAGUAGUGUGCUGAUGCGGCACACGCAAAUACAAAUAUGAACACCAACACACAUUUAAACUCUGUCAACAAGAAAAAACUCGCUGACGACGAUGACGACAGUUACUAUGCUAUGCUUAAUGCUAACAUGCUGAUGUUUUAGCAGGUAUAAUGUUUACCAUGUUCACUGUGUUGUACAGCUGAGGCUGAUGGGAAUGUCAUUAAUCUUGCAAGUGUAUUUGAUCAUAAACCAAAGUAUCGGAUAAAAUGAAAUGUCGACCAGAUGAUGGCGACGGAUGAAAUGUCAGAGGAUCAAAGUUAUUACAGUUCAUCUUGAGGGGAACAUGAAUGUUUCUACAGAAUUUCAUGACAAUCAAAUGACUCUGAUAUAGAUCCAGAAUAUAAAAUCAUUACAAAGACAUACAGAUCAAACUGAAACAUGUUUGUACAUCUUUGACACCUGAACAAACCAUUUAUAUACCCUUUUUAUCAAAAUAUUUUGUUUCUCCUCCAAAUAUUUCAACUUUGUAUCAAAAUCUGUAGACUUAACUCAAAAUUUUACAACUUUAUUCUCUGAAUAUCACCACGUUUCUUAUUAUCUUUUUAAAAUUUGAAAUAUUACAACUUUAUUUGACUUUAUUCUCAAAAACUAUUUUUCUUCCUGACAGUUGCUCUAAUACUACUUUUGGAAGAAAAUACUCAAGCUGUCAUUUAUCUUUCUUUUUUCAUCAUUUUAUCAGAUACAAUUUGAUUUAACCAUCAGUGUCAAUUAAUCUGUUUAUAUCCACUAAAAAUACUCAACUUUAUAAAUAUCCAUUGGUCCCAGUCAACUAACCAGUUCAUCCUGAUUAAGUUACCUAUGCAAGUAGUGAGAGAUGACCUGUGUGUCUCCCGGUAAUGUUUAAAUAUGCUUAAAGUCAAGCCAUGUGUUAAUAUGAACACGAGUCACACAAACAUGCUGCAGCCUCCAGUCAGACUGGGAAUAUGUUAACUACAAUCUAACAUCACUAACCUUUAACAUGUCUAUUGAACUGAUUGAUUGAUUAUUAACAACAUGUACCUACGAUGUAAAACAUGUAUUUUAACCAAAACAUUCCUUAGAUACAAAAGAUGCUUACUGUGUAAAUUCUGUUGUCUGUCUGUGAUUUUAAACCUUCAGAGUAUUACGAUUUACAUUUUUGUUACUGCUAAACGUGCAGAUUUGUUGUUUCACGGCAACUCUGCUCACCUUGAGGAUAACUUCUCAGCAGCUAUGAGUUUAGACAAAAGUGGUGAAACAGAGUUUAUGUAUGUAAGACGUUGAAAGAAGAAGUAGCAGUUAUGUAACCUUGUGUGUGUGUUUUCAUGUUUAUUUCACACCACUCUGCCAAAACCUCCUACCACCACUGUGUUAUUAUAAUUACUACUUUUUCUUUUUUUUAUGGUACUAUAUACAGUGUAUAUAUAUAUACAUAUACAAUCAUAUGCACUGUAAUUAUGAUGCUGUAAUGUUUUGCUGUAUUCCCUUUAUAUCUGAAAUAAAUACAUUUCUAUAGA